Molecule: messenger RNA, 2539 nt
Organism: Nematostella vectensis (starlet sea anemone)
Lineage: Eukaryota; Metazoa; Cnidaria; Anthozoa; Actiniaria; Edwardsiidae
Exons: 3
Coding region: 92-2236 (714 amino acids)
Biological process (GO): cell surface receptor protein tyrosine kinase signaling pathway
Cellular component (GO): cytoplasm
Source: RefSeq, a predicted model, not a curated record
CUCUGUCUCUUUCUUUAUUGACUUCUAACAUAGUAGUACCCAGCUCCUCGCGUCCAAGCGGAAGUGGAAUUUCUGUGCAUGGCUUCGCAAGAUGGAGGUGAAUGUCCUUCUGGAGGGCUAUUUAGAAAAGUGUUCCACGGCCGAGGACCACGGCAAAAGGGAUUGGAAGAAGCGUUAUUUUGUAUACAAGCAUUUCCUUGCUAGCAGCAUUAAAUGUUUGGAGUAUUAUAAAGAUCGGAACUGGAGAAGACAAGAGCCGAAGGGAGUACUGACUCUGUACCCCGGGUACGAAGUUAUGAAAAUCCACGACCCAAAGAGGAAGUUCGCCUUCGACAUCAAGACAGUGGAACACACGUUUAGACUAUCCGCGCACUCAGAAGAAGAAGAAAAUAAUUGGAUCUUACUUCUUGAGAAGGAAAAUAUAGUCAAAUCGUUCAUGGUUGACCCAGUACAAGAUGAAUUAAUGCAAAGAAUCGGCGCCUGUGAAAUGUGCCACCUUCACAUUGCUGAUAAUGAGUUGCGCCUGAUCACCGCGAACGACGGCUUGCAGCUUGUUGCAUGGCCAUUUACAUGUCUGCGAAGAUAUAUGAGCAAUAAGGGGAAAUUCACUAUAGAGGCAGGAAGACGAGCCCCAACAGGGGAAGGGAAAUUCUCAUUUCUAACAUCACAACAUGAUGAGAUUUAUAAAGUACUUGACACGGUUAUCAAGUCAAGGGCCUCAAGAGGGGGUAGCUCCACCCCUGAGAAACCGCACCCUAGAUUACAACACUCUCAGCCAAUCGACAGCCUGCCGCAGACACUGAAACUUCAAAACAAGAGUUAUGACCACCUACAUGCCUCACCAUCUCCCAACCCUCCCCACCCAACCCAUCCUAAUUACGACCAAAAUGUCUUACCACCUCGAAAGCUCACAGGAGGCGGGAGUAUGGAUCGAGUAGAUGGUUAUGCAUCUCCUUAUGGUCAUGUUAAACCUCGGGAGUCCAUAACAUCUUUUAGUAGUGCAAGAGACUCGUUGGCUAGUAUGGACUCUGAUACUCUGAGUAUGGGUGCGGCACAUGAAUUUUUAGAGAACAAUCAGAACAUGGAGGGGUACGACACACUAACUCCUUCUAUACCCAAACGAAAACCACAAAGUAUUCAUAGCGAUGGAAAAUUUGAUUCUGAAGACUUUUAUAACACUAUUAGUGACGUGCAAGGGGCCAGCAUGUCUGAAGGUUUUACUGGAGGGAAAGUGGAAGGAGAUAUGUAUAACACUCUUUUGCAUGUUCCUGUCUCUCCGACUAAAACCUCCAGUCCUGGUCUUUAUGACAAUAAAAGCUCCCCACAAGAUUUGGGAUCCAGCUACGAUAGCCUAGACCAUACAACGCCUAAGAAGGGUCCGGCAAGGGCUUUGGAUUUUGGAAGUUACCAACAAGGUAGCAUUGAAGAGGAUGGUGAUAAUUAUAAUGUCCUUUUGCAUAAUACGUCGACUCUUGGGCCAAAAACUAAAUCAGAACUUGAAGAUUACAGUACUUUAGACAGGAGUGAUUUUCGUCCCUCACAUCUACCUUUACGGAAGACUCAGUCGAGCCCAGUGGUCCCCCCUAGAAAAUGCCCUCUAAGCUCCCCACAACAACCUAUUCCACCACCUCGAAUAUCACAUGCUCCAGAUCUGAACCUGACCUCUGGGAAAGACAGAAGCUCAGUUUCCAGUAUCUCCAGCAUAGUGUCGGGGCUCUGCCCUUUAGAUGCCUCAGGGAGCUUCACUGACAGCCAGUACAGUAUGUCUCCUGACCAGGACUUCUACUCAAGUGUUGACUAUGCAACAAUAACCCCGAGUGGGAAGCCUGAGGAGACGUCAACAAGGGAGUCUAAUAACCCCCCUCUCCCUUAUAAACCACGCAAAGCCAGCGCACCUGACGUUCUGAGCAGAGUUCCAGGAAUGUCCAGCUUGGUGUCAAACUUAAGGGCGACAUUGGUCGCAGAUGGACUAGAUCUAAAGAAGCCUCAACCAGCAAGACGAAAGCAUAAAAAGGUCCCGGAAGAUAUCAUCCCUGAAACUGAGGACUAUGCCGAAAUAGGUGAAGGAAAUAGACAUACAAGUGGAUCUGUUGAUGGUCUUCCUAGAAAUAGAGAGGUGCGGUCCCCAUCGGCACCAGCAGAGCUAACAGAGGAUAUAUACGAUGAGCCAGAGAUGCCUUCACAGCAGAGACCUAAAUCAUUAAACAUGGCAAGGGGGCUUUUAAAAAAGAAUUAAGGUAUUUUUUAUUGCCGUAUUGUAUUAUAGUGUGGUGCGCGCUAUAACCGGGCCACAAAUGCAUCUUUUUAGGAAAGGAGGCCAAAAGGAGAAUGACAGUUUUUAAUGGAUUUGGACUUCAUAACUAGGAGGAUUUUGUCAUACUCUGAUGCGCACUGAAGCAUUUAUUUGCCUUGAUGUUUUGCUAGUGAAGUCCAUGUCAAUAAUCACGUUUCUUGCUUCCUCACUGUCUUGAUGUACUAAGUUGUAAAGGUGGCCAUGCUAGCAUGCAUCGCACUGUAAAUACUACAUGUGGUACUAGCU